GAAAGAAAAAUAUUGCAGUCUGACCAGAAAACAUGGCUGCCGCCCAGUGCGCAGCAAACCGUUUGCGGAAAUGAGGUGCCCAUAUUCUGCUGCAGAGGAGAGCACCAUGAUGAGGAGUCAUUAGGCACCCUCCAUAGUAUGGCCGCGUCCCGUUCUUCGCGUGUCACAAGAUCAUCAGUGGGGUUAAAUGGACUGGACGAAAACUUUUGUGGCCGAACCCUCAGGAACCGCAGCAUCGCACAGCCAGAGGAGACCUCGCCUCCUCCCACACCCAGGACUCGCUUGCCCUCGAAGAAGCAGGACUGCCAGCAGGCCGGGACUCAGUCAGGCAAGGUAGCCGAAGGAGAGUCUCUGCCCACCCACAGGAAACGGGGCUUGUCUGUCUCUGAGAAAGACGAGCCAGAGAGGUCAGAAACCUCAGAACGAGUUCGGGCUGUGGGAGGACAAGAAUCCUCUCCUUCCCUGAAGAGGGCUAAGCGGUGCUCUCACUCAGGGGAACCCCAAGGAACUGAAGAGGAACCGGUUCCCAAAUCCGAGAGCCCUGAUCCGGCUGCGGCCAAGGGCAACGAUGAGGACUCUAAAUCGGACUUUGCUUCAAACUCUCCCUCAGAUUCGGGCUUGGCGUUGUCUGUCAGCCUCGACAAAGAGUGUGAGGAGGAAAAGGACGAGGACAAAGAGGAAUGUGGUCCUUUUCUGCCAGCUGUCGAGUCCCACAAGGCGACCAAUGGCCUAGCUGAGGUCCAUAAGGAUGACUUAGAAUCUGCGGUUUUGCCUGCAGACCCCUGUGCCUGCCCCACAACGCUCACGAACAGUCCCUCGCUGCCCAAUGGCAGCCAAGUGGCAGCUUCAACCCUGGACCCCAUUGUGCCUUGUACAUCCCUGCUUCUUAAACAGGUGGAUGAGUUCAAUGGCCCUCAGGCCGAUGCAGAGAGGAACUGCUCAGCUGAUCAGGUCUCUGAAGUUGUCCUGUCUCUGGAGCCUGAGGUUGAGGUUGAGGUGGACGUGGUCGGGGACACUAGCCAGGUCCAGGACGAGCACGUGGCUAAGGAGAGCACUAACGGUGGCCUGGUUGUGGAUCUGCAGGACCCAUUGGACGAUUGCUCAAAUAUCUCAGGGGAAACAGCAGGGCUGUCCUCCCAGCUUCCCACGGAGCCACCUUCUUUCACAGAGCCUCAAGAGCAUAGGUACACCCUGAGGACUUCCCCUCGCCGCACCUCCUGUGUCGGUGGGCCAAGAUGCAGCUCCCCCAAGCCUGGUUCCCCCCACAUGGAUAACGGAUUACUGAAGGACGAGGUCGCGGCUGUUCCUCUUGACCUGGAUGACUCGGCCUGCCAUAAAGAACCUCUGACCGAUGAGCCGAGCCUCGUCAGCGAGGCCGACAGCGAACUCUCUGAACACGCAGGGGCCAGGGUCGGUGAAGAUACCGGCUUGUUGGUUAGUAAAGUUACCAGAUCCACCAAAGAACCAUCGGUCGGGCAGGCCGAGGAGGAAGAGGUGGAGGACGACGAUCCUGAUGUCUACUACUUCGAGUCAGAUCACUUGGCUCUUAAACACAACAAAGACUAUCAGAGACUGCUCCAGACCAUCAGUGUGCUGGAGGCCCAAAGAACCCAGGCCAUCCUGGAUCUGGAGGCACUUGCUCGCCACCAGAAGCAGGCCCUGACCAACCCUGUCGCCUUUGUGGACCAGCUUCAGAAACAGGUGGAGUUGGGCUUGCCCUGUCCGCAGAGAGUCGUCCAGCUUCCCGAAAUCGCGUGGGACCAGUACACCUCAGGCCGCAGUGAAUUCGAAAGGGACUUUUGUGACAAGAAGCGCAAGACCAGGCAGUUGAAGUUAAUUUUCGACAAAGUUGGCGUACCGGCAAGACCAAAAAGUCCGACCGAUUCCAAGAAGGAGAGCGACAACUCUGGUGUGUACUCGUCUCUGCCUUCCAGCGACGCUCCAGAACUCGGCAUGCUUAGAAACAGGACACACAUGAUUAGAGGGAGACUGUAUCACCAGAACAAACCAGACACCUUUAACCAGCUGUGGACGGUGGAGGAGCAGAAGAAGCUGGAGCAGCUGCUCCUCAAGUUCCCACCCGAGGAGGUGGAGUCCAAACGGUGGCAGAAGAUCGCAGACGAGUUGGGGAACAGGACGGCCAAACAGGUCGCCAGCCGGGUGCAAAAGUAUUUCAUUAAACUGACAAAGGCGGGAAUUCCAGUCCCAGGGCGAACUCCAAACCUGUGCAUGUACAACAAAAAGACCUCGAAUAAGAGGCAGCACCACCUCAACAAGCACCUGUACCGGCCGUCCACCUUCCUCACGUCCUACGAGCCACCCGUCUACAUGGAGGACGAGGACGAGCGCUCGAGCUUCAUGAGUGGCCUGCAGGACGGCACGGCCCACGAUUCGGAUGAGGACAGUAUACCGGUGGAGCUGAGGCACCUGCCAGAGUUUAAAGAGCUGCAGGAGCUGAAGAGACUCAGGAAGCAGAAGAUUCACGAGUUCCAGUGUGAGAGCGCCCUGACACAGCACGUAGGCUACAAGUGUGAUAUGUGUGGCAUGGAGCCGAUCCAGGGCGUACGGUGGCACUGCCAGGACUGCCCGCAGGACAACGCUGCCGACUUCUGCGCCAACUGUGCCGACUGUGCGUUUAAGACGGACACUCACACGCCGAGUCACCGCCUGGAGCCGAUCCAGCAGGCCGAGACCUUCCUGGACAGAGACUACUGCCUGCCUGCGAGCGCCGCCUACAACUACCUGGACCCUAACUACUACCCGGCCAACAGAUGACAGGAGCGAGGCAGGGCCGCUCGGACCCGGGGCCGGACUCACGUCGUCCACUCACUAGAGGCAGAUCCGCUUACAGCAGGAGGACCCUGAACCACCGCUGUGCUCGAGCUCACACGCCAUCUCCAACGCAAACGGGAGGGAGCGGCGUCCCCGCUCGUCUCCACUCCCCGUCACCCAGCUGCUGUCGUCAGGCCUUCGAAGUGUGUUUGUGUUUGAGUGUGUGCGUCAGUGUGUGUGAAGGUGGACAUAAAAAGGGACUCAGUGCUGACUUUCCAUUCACACCAGGUUUUUAACCAGGAGGAUUUGCUAACAAAUCGGACGUUCUUAAUUUACAGAACACUGAACACACACUUUUACUAGAAGCUGCUUGUUUUUUUUUGUUUUGUUUUGUUUAUGUUCUUCUUCUUCUCAUACCCCAGACUGUCACGAUGUCGAUCAUGUUUUUUUUAUUAUUAUUUUUGAUCAUUAAAUGUUUUCUUUUUAUGUUUAAGCUGCAGCACAUGAAGCACAUCACGGAUAAGACCAGCUGAGAGACGCACUUGGUAGGUGUUAUAAUAGUAUGGGGUGUGUUUUCUCUCUCUCUCUCUCUCAUAUCCCUUCCUCCUCACUUCUUCUGUGUGUACUAUCGUCAAUCAUGUGGAGUAUACAAACGUACGGUGAAUCUAGCCAGUGGUAGGUACUGUGCCAUUAUUAUUAUUUUUUUUUUAAAGCAUCCGGAAGAUUCCAUGUUUCACGUUUUAGGAGUAAAAAAAAAAAGGAAACCGUGGAAAAAUCUGCCUACUCUUCACACUUCUUCUUUUCUCCCCCCUCCCUCAUGAUCCAUGACAAAAGUGUAUUUUUAUUAAUCUAUUUAAACGGCAGCGAUGCCAGAAAAGAUGUUAUGGAGGUGGUGCUCAUCGUCGUCGUCCCUGUCGCCGCCGCCACAGAAGAGCUCCACCCGGUGUUAUUUUAUACACACAGAUUUUGUUGUGCUUUCAACGUAGACCAUUUUGUAUUGGAUUUAGUUUUGUUCCCCUUCUCCCACUCUCUCUCUCUUUUCGCCCCCCGCCUUCCCUCCCCCCCCUGUUUGUCCUGCUUCAAUAUCAGUGUAUAACAGUCUGUUCUUAAAUAAUGUUCACAUGUUAGAGGAGAACUGUGGAAAUAAAAGUAUGUGAAAAGUCUUUCUACACCACACGCCUGCACUCUCGUCCUUCACUUCACCUCUGCAGUCUGUUCCGUGUCUCUCUCUCUCUUUCUCUUGCUCUCUUGGAAGAAGCGGCUGGAACGCAAGGAAGGGAAAUUGUCCAAAUGAAUCCUUAUUAUGGCUUUGAGACAGCUGGAAUAUAAAGAAGGUAUUAAAUCUAAAAGAAAAACACGAGUGUAGGAAUUUAUAAUGUAUUUUUCAGCGUGAGGAAUAAUUUUAAAAUGUUUAGGAUGUAAACUUCUAAAUACAUCAAGUACACUGAACAUAUUAUACAAUAUUAUAUAUUACGUAGACUUGGAGUUUAAAAAAUAAAAACAUUAAUAAUAGCAUAUAUAAUAAACAGGUAAACAUUGUUUUUGGUUACUUGACUAUUAUUUAAGCUCUAAGGAUUUAAUUAUUAAAAUCUGAAAUUAUUUAGACUAUCUGGAGAGUUAUUAUUCAGACAGGUUUUUUUUUAUUUAUAUUUUUUAUAUUAAAAAGUCUUU
Clarias gariepinus (North African catfish) is the source of this 4443-nucleotide messenger RNA. RefSeq names its product zinc finger, ZZ-type containing 3 (gene zzz3). Gene Ontology annotation, molecular function: zinc ion binding. The record is from RefSeq and is a predicted model, not a curated record. The transcript has 12 exons. Lineage: Eukaryota; Metazoa; Chordata; Actinopteri; Siluriformes; Clariidae. The coding region runs from base 139 to 2775 and encodes 878 amino acids.